CCACCGUCCAUCGCCUCGUCCGCAAUCGCCCUGUCUUGGCACCCCGUCUGGCCUAUAAUUUGCUCUGGUCUGCCCUCGCCCAUCGCCAUAGCGUUUGACUUUUGACCCUGCUGCCACGACCACCCGUCCGCACAUCCCAUACCCACAUCCCACGCCGCUCGACGCCAUGAAUUCCCGCGGGAACUACGUCUAUCCCACUCGCGAAGAGUGCAUCAUCAUCCGUCAGACCUGGAACGAGAUCUUGACCCCGCUCCCUGAAGACCGGGACCCAUCUCCCACGACCUCGUCUUGCGGAGACUCGAUCCAUCAGGCCCCUAUUCAUGAGCCCAUGCCCGAAUUUUGCCCCGUGGCCCACACCAGCCCCAAUCUCUCUCGCCAUCCGCCAACCUCCUCCGCCACGUCCAUCCACAGGGUGUAUCCCAGCCCCGCAAAUGGGCGGGUCGUCCAAAUCGCGACCUACAACACCAUUCCCGACAAGGUCCCCAAUCGCCUGGUGUCUUCUCGCUCGUUUGCCGGCAGCGUCGACUCCCAUCCGGGCAUCUGCCCGGCCAUGGGCUCGUAUGUGCAGCCCUACUCCGAUACCCAAUCCAUCCGCUCCGAGGUCACCGGCAACACCAACACCAAGCCCAAUCCAGCCACUCAGUUCACCAUGCGUUUCUAUGAAAACCUGUUCGUCUCCAACCCAGAGUACCGCCACAUGUUCCCGGACGUCUUUCGCCAGAGUGCCGCCCUCUCCGGCAUCCUCAUGAAGAUUGUCCGCGAUGUCGAUCGCAUGGAGCUCGGCAUGGAUGCCGCCCGCCACCUCGGAUACCGGCACUUCCACAUCUACAAGGUCACCCCGGACAUGUACGAUACGAUGGGUCGGAAUCUCGUCGGUACCGUCCGUGAGUUCCUGAUCAUCCGCGGAAAGUGGUCCCACGAAGUCGACUGGGCCUGGAUCACGGUCUGGCGCUUGCUGUCGACCUGGAUGAAGGAGGGUGCCGACACCAGCUUGAUCCCAGGACCAUUCUCAAGUCCAUAUGCCCGUGACGAACGCAGCGAUCGCAGCGACCGCGGCGACCGCAACGACCGCGAGAACCGGUCCCGCGAUCGUGAGAAGCACUGCAUCAUCUCCUAAAUGCCUGGGGCUCUCCCCUUCGGAGUCUGACACAAGCCUCACAUUUGAUCUACCAGUGCGCCUCCUUACCUCAACUUCUCCUCUCAGCGUCUCCCUCUCCCGCGCGUCUCUAUUUGUCUGCU
This is a messenger RNA of Polychytrium aggregatum, 1239 nucleotides long. Its product is annotated as globin-like protein. Bases 167 to 1117 code for a protein of 316 amino acids. Lineage: Eukaryota; Fungi; Chytridiomycota; Chytridiomycetes; Polychytriales. Gene Ontology annotation, molecular function: oxygen binding; heme binding; nitric oxide dioxygenase [NAD(P)H] activity. Gene Ontology annotation, biological process: cellular response to nitrosative stress; nitric oxide catabolic process. The record is from RefSeq and is a predicted model, not a curated record. The transcript has 4 exons. Gene Ontology annotation, cellular component: intracellular anatomical structure.